UACACAAGGAAGUACUACAUUAUCAAGUGGAAGCACUGUUCACCAUGGCAACGUAUAUAAUCAAUAUUUUCGUUCUAUUUUGCAUCUUGUGUGUUUUGAAUGAGUUUCAGUGUUUUUUAAGAAUUUUAGGUAAAAUUUUCAAUUGAAAAUGGCUUCACCAUCUGUUCCUGACUUUAUGGAGCGAAAAGGGUCUUUAUUUCUUCGCUCAGACCACAUGGAUUAUGGAAGAGCGACCCUGAUUUCAAAUUGGUGAGUUCUCAAUUUCAAAAAAUCUUGCAUGCAAUGUUGAUGAGAAUUUUUGCUGUUCUUUGUGUAUGAAUUACCAUAGUAAAUGUGGGUAACAUAUGAGUAUUGAAUCAGCCGGUCCAGUCCAUCAGUGAUUGAUGGGUGGAUUGGUUGGUCCAGAAACAGUCUGUUGGUCCAGGUUGGUCAGUUGGUCCCGGUCAGUCGGUUGGUCCUGGUCGCUCGGUCAGACAGUCCUUCCUCAUAUUGCAUUUAAUUUCAAAUAAGUGUUACUUGCUUUUAUCAUCAAGGCACCAAGCACGAGAAUCAGAACCCAAAGACUAUGAUAUAAAUGAACAUGAUCCAGCCAAGAGACGCUUGCAUCUUUCAACAUACAGAAGAGUUGGAAAUGGAAACAGUAAUACAGUGAGAGAUUUGUCUUGUAUUCCUUUCAUACCUUAUGCUCCACUUAUAUCAGAAACUGAUUUAAUCCUCCUAGAUGCAUUAUCCCUCUACGGCUCGUCCAUCUUAGUGUAAAUGCAAGCAAGACAAACUAUUCAGACGAACCAACUAGAAUAGCACAGCCUAUAUACUAGCAAUGGUACUAAAGCUGCCUUAUUAAUUUUUAGUCAUCACUUAUAUCAACCAGCCAUGACCAGAUGCAAGAAGCUAUUAAAUUGAAGGAUGAUUUUCAGCCCAAAGUAACACGAGUGUCAAUGAUUAACCAGGAUAAUUUUGAUCAUGCUGACUUAAAUCGGUGGGUGUCAAAUAUGAAAUAUAUAAGUCAAGUGCAUUGCUGGUUAAUCUUGUUCUAUCCACUAUUUUUAUUAGAGUUUAUAUUCAAUCCUAAUUAAUAUGAUGUUUUUCUUAUUUUCAUAUGCAUAGUGAUACAGGGUGUCCAAGUCGAGGAUAUGGUAGUGUACUACCCAGACAUGCUGUCGAUCAUAACAGGAGGUGAGAAAUACAUAGAACGAACAAUCAUUUAAUCAGUCAGCCAGUAAAUAAAACAUUAAUCAGUCAAAAUCAGCUAAUCAAAAAAAACAUCAGUGAGCAAGUCUGUGUAUUAUCUUUGAUUGAUUAACCAUUCAUUAAACAAAUUAUCAGUAAAGUAAUCAUUAAAUCAUCAGUUAUAUCACCCACCAUUCAGUCAAUAAUUUAAUCAAUCAUCUAUAUCAAUCAACCAUUCAAUUCAAAUAUUUCACCAAUUAUUCAAACAGUUUGCAAUCAAUUAUUCCAUCAAGUAAUUUGUCAAGUGUCAACUCAAUUUAUCAAACAAUUACCAACUAAUCAAUGCUUACACUAUGUCAAUUUUCACCAAUUCCAGGUACUUUGAUACAACUCAAAAGGUGGACUUUCAGCCACCAUAUCCGUAUACAUCAAAGGUAAUUGAAUAUAUGUAUGGGUUAGCACAUUAUACCAAUCAUAUAUGCAGUCAUAUUUUCUAUCAUCUUAUCUUAUCUUUCUAUCUAUCCAAAUUAAAGACACCAGACGUUGAUGAUCCAUAUGAAUACAACUCGUCACCUCUGUGGAAGAAAUGUCACUCACAAUUCACAGAUGUUGAUGAUUAUCGUCACCGUGGUAACAACACGUGGCACAACCAAAGCGGUUGCUAUGCCAACAAUGAACUACGUACAACAGUUGUUCCCAAAACUGAUACUAUACCUUCAAGACUACUUUGAUAAUUUUUAUUGUACAUAAAUGUAGUGCAAGAAUAGUGUACAUUAUAAAGUCAGUGUAAGAAUGUUAACAUAAUAUACAUAUUUGAUACAACAUCAGGACUGCAGUUCAAAAAGUGGAGUGGUGAUAAAUAUUUAAACUGGGAGUUACUGGAUAAAAAACUUCACCAUUUAUGCAAAUGUCCUUCAUUUUCUAAUUUAUUUUGGUGUUGGGGAGGCAGUCCCCCUUCCCUUGUAUGCCUAUGGUAAGAAUCUUUCUUGAUAAUGAUAACAUUCCUGGUGUCUGCCCCCCCCCCUCCUCGUGCCACGCCCUUCCCCAUAUGUUGCCCUACCUUCACAUUAUGAACUACUCUUUUAACAAAGCCUUUUUUAGUUGCUAUCUUCCUCAUCGCUAAAGUAAGAAUCUUUCUUGAUAGUUUUCCUCUGUUUGACAUCUCGGGACGAACUUUCUCCUUUGUUCGUACUUCGUUCCCGUUCAGCUAAAGCUGCCGACUCAGCAAUUGCUGCACUUAAGCUGUCAUUGUAAGGAUCUUCAAUAUACUCGUCCUCAUCUUCAUCAACAUUCUGCUGUCUAAAUAGAGAGGGGCACAAGUAAAACCAAAUGUACAUGUCUUUGGUAUGAACAAGCUUUCGUUGGUAG
Paramuricea clavata is the source of this 2538-nucleotide messenger RNA. The record is from the annotation of a GenBank genome assembly. Lineage: Eukaryota; Metazoa; Cnidaria; Anthozoa; Malacalcyonacea; Plexauridae.